AUGGGGGUGACUUGUUUGCAGGCGAGCAGGACAACAGCUGGGGUGAGAAGCAGGGUCAAGGUUGGGGUGAGCAGGAGGUCAAAGCAUACAGCCGCCUUUGAACAGUUCAAAUCCUGGCUCCAAGAACAAGACAAGCAGGACGACACCAAGGAGGAAUUCAGAGACUACAUGAGGAGGAACGUGCUCAAAUUCAAAGAAUACAUCAAGGCCAAGGAGAUGAGGGAAACUGAAGAGAGGGAGGCCAAGAUGGCCAUGUACAAACAGCUGGAGCGGGCCAACAUGAUGAAGAUGUUGAAAGACAAACUGGUCACCGUCACUCACGAGUUCUUGGAUCAGAAGCUCGAGUUCAUGCACUCCAUCCUCGGUCACUUUCUGGACUUCUGCAAGUUUGACUUCUCAAUGGACAUGCUCAAAAGGGUGUAUGUUGGAAGCUACGGCAACCCGGACGUCAAAGAAGACACGACCCAGUACGCCUCAUUUGAGUAUCUGAACUUCAUGGGAAACUACUCAGAUAUCUUCACGACCCUGAACUCUAGUUUCCCGAUCAACCGCACAGAGACCUUGCGUGAGGAGGUGCAAUGGUUCGCUGAACUGGAUCAAGGUGAGCAGUUCAAGUUUGUCCUAGAUGAGUACAUCAACAUCUUGUGCGCCUCAGCCAAAUUCGUGACCGGUGUCCUGUAUGAAGCUGAACCAGAGCUCGUGAGCUACAGGAGGAGUCAACAGAAGUAGUCUGGGGUCAUUCGGUGCAUCUGGCCGGUAGUAGGAAGCACAAAAAAACUUUUUGGAUAUUUUUUUAGGCUGACAGAAAAAUGAUGAAAGUUUAUUGCCAUUGAAAUCUUCAUGAUUUAUUUUUAUUAAUUUUGUACAUGUUCUUUUAUCAACAUCGAAUAAAAUGAAAAGUAUUAAACUGAUGGUCUUUCUA
Messenger RNA from Physella acuta, 922 nucleotides. RefSeq lists its product as uncharacterized. NCBI's taxonomy places the organism in Eukaryota, Metazoa, Mollusca, Gastropoda, Physidae. The record is from RefSeq and is a predicted model, not a curated record.